Molecule: messenger RNA, 1074 nt
Organism: Diabrotica balteata
Lineage: Eukaryota; Metazoa; Arthropoda; Insecta; Coleoptera; Chrysomelidae
Source: the annotation of a GenBank genome assembly
AUGAAACUUCAAAUUUAUUUAGGACUAGUUACGUUAAUAUUUCUUUGGGCGUAUUCUACUCCAGCAAAUGGAUACAACGUAAUAUGUUACUUCUCCAGUUGGGCAAUUUAUAGAAACUUCUCUGGAAAAUUUGACGUUUCUGACAUUGAUCCUCACCUUUGUACUCACGUCAACUUUGCCUUUGUAGAAUUAUAUGAAGAUGGUUCAUUAUAUAUUGUAGAUCCUUGGGAAUCCAACGAUAAAAAUGAUGGUGGAUAUUAUGAGGGUUUUAAACAACUGAAAAACCUGAAGAAUACAAAUCCUGGAUUAAAAGUAUUACUCAGCUUAGGAGGAUGGAACGAAGGUUCCAAAAAUUUCUCGAUAGUGGCAGCUAAUCCAUCAAAACGACAAAGGUUAGCUAGGGAAUGCCUGGCUUUAAUUGAAGAAUACGGUUACGAUGGAAUAGACAUCGACUGGGAAUAUCCUACCUUGAGGGAUGGAUCACAUCCAGAAGACAAGGAUAACUUUGUAGAAAUGUUAAAGGACUUCCAAGAUAUCAUGAAACCAAAAGGUUUGUUACUAACUGCUGCUGUAGCUGGAGCUGUAGAUAAAAUUGAAUCUGCUUAUCAUGCUACUGGUUUAGAAUACUGGCUGUACAAAAAUGCAGAUUCUUCAAAAAUUAAUCUUGGACUUCCAACUUACGGCCGAACUUUCACUCUUGCAGAUAGAACCAAAACCGAACUAUACUCAGAAGUACUUGGCCCAGGCGAAAGAGGACUUUAUACGGGAAUAAGAGGAAGUUUGGGAUAUCACGAGAUUUGCGAAUUCUAUUCUGGAUCCGACUCAACUUACUACUGGGAUGACGAACAGAAAGUUCCUCACAGGGUAUGGGAAGAUCAAUGGGCUGGAUACGACGAUCAGAGAUCGAUACAAUAUAAAGUGGACUUUGCUGUGAGUCAUAACCUCGCUGGUGUUUUAAUCUGGUCUUUGGAUACAGACGAUUUCCGAGGAGAAUGUGGUAGAAAAUAUCCUCUCUCGUAUGCCGCUAAAGAAAGACUAAUGUAUCAUGAAGCAAAAAAGAAGAAUAACAAAUAA